ACCUUCCACUCACUACACACAAUUUGGAGAGAUUAGCGCGCAGGCAGCGGUAAUCUGGUUUCAGGACCACGGCCAGAGAAACCGUUUGGCCACGAAUCCUGUCGAAAGUUGCCUCCAGAACGGUGUGAACCUAAAGCGGACACCACAGAGUGUGAAGAAGGUUAAUUUGGACGUUAAAGACUCAAAGUGGGACUGACAAUGUGUGCUCGGUGAUUUUAAAGGCUUUUAAAACAGAUUAAAUCUCACUCUCGCUGGCUACAGAUUCCACUGCACAGGGAACUGCGGGUUAAGGGAGUUAUUCACCAAAAUCAAGUUGUUAUUUUAUUUUAUUGUAUUUUUUUUUUAAUUUAUUUUUUAUGUGUGAGUGAGAAACAAGGGGCGGAGGUAGUAGAGGAGAAGGCUGUGCGCUCAAUCGGGAGCGCGCAAAGUCUGCACAUUGGUCGGAUCCUGGAGUCGUGAGGAUGGAGAUCCGGCCGGACAGGGUUAAGGUCGUGGCGGCCAGGACUCUCGGGAAAAUAUACGGAGCUCUUGAGAAGAAGCAGGAAAAUGGCGAGACGAUCGAGUUGUCGGCGGAGGGCCGGCCGGAGAUGGUGGAAGAGAAGGAGAUGCCCGUAGUGGACUGCACAUGCUUCGGCCUGCCCAGGCGCUACAUCAUCGCCAUCCUCUCUGGCAUCGGCUUCUGCAUCUCCUUUGGUAUCCGAUGUAACUUGGGCGUGGCCGUCGUCAGCAUGGUCAACAGCCACACCAUCUUCAGAGGCGACAAAGAGAUCAUAGUGAAAGCUCAGUUUGACUGGGAUCCAGAAACAGUGGGAAUGAUCCAUGGCUCCUUCUUCUGGGGAUACAUAGUAACCCAAAUCCCAGGAGGCUUCAUCUGUCAAAAGUUUGCAGCAAACAGAGUGUUUGGCUUUGCUAUAGUGGCCACGUCUUGCCUGAAUAUGCUCAUCCCUGCAGCCGCACGGGUGCAUUUCGGCUGUGUUAUCCUUGUCAGAAUAUGUCAAGGACUCGUGGAGGGGGUUUCAUAUCCAGCCUGUCAUGGCAUUUGGGCAAAAUGGGCACCACCUCUUGAAAGAAGUCGCCUGGCCACAACAGCCUUUUGUGGAUCUUAUGCUGGUGCUGUGAUUGCCAUGCCAUUAGCUGGAAUCCUAGUCCAGUACUCGGGAUGGUCAUCAGUCUUCUACGUCUAUGGAACUUUUGGCAUCAUGUGGUAUUGCUUCUGGAUCCUGGUGUCUUAUGAAAGUCCAGCAGCCCAUCCCACCAUCACUGAGGAGGAGCAAAAAUAUAUUGAGGAAAGCAUUGGCCAAUCCUCACAACAUGCAGUAACGAAAUUCAACACACCGUGGAGGUGCUUCUUUACGUCCAUGCCAGUGUACGCCAUCAUUGUGGCAAAUUUCUGCAGAAGCUGGACUUUCUACUUGCUUCUCAUCAGCCAGCCUGCAUACUUCGAGGAGGUGUUUGGGUUUGAGAUUAGCAAGGUGGGCAUAGUUUCUGCACUUCCUCACCUUGUCAUGACCAUUAUCGUGCCCAUUGGUGGCCAGAUUGCUGACUAUCUGCGCACCAACCAAAUCAUGACCACCACUAACGUCAGGAAACUUAUGAACUGUGGAGGGUUUGGGAUGGAGGCAACCCUGCUGCUGGUGGUGGGCUUCUCUCAUACAAAGGUUGUUGCCAUCACAUUCCUGGUCCUGGCUGUGGGUUUCUCAGGCUUUGCAAUUUCAGGUUUCAAUGUCAACCACCUGGACAUUGCACCGCGCUAUGCUAGUAUCCUUAUGGGUAUCUCCAACGGUGUGGGCACUUUGUCUGGUAUGGUUUGCCCACUUAUAGUUGGUGCCAUGACAAAGCAUAAGACGCGGGAGGAGUGGCAGGGGGUGUUUCUUAUCGCCUCGCUUGUUCAUUAUGGAGGUGUCAUAUUCUACGGCCUCUUUGCAUCUGGAGAGAAGCAAUAUUGGGCAGAGCCGGAGGAGCGGAGUGAUGAGAAAUGUGGCAUCCUGGAUGAGGAUGAGCUUGCAAACGAGACGGAAGAGCUGUAUCGCACAAGUGGCGGGGGAGGCUACGGAGCCAUGAACCAGGGAGCGGAUCCCAACGGCGCCGGAGGCAUGGGGGGAGGAGGAGGCUGGGUCUCAGACUGGGACAAAACUGAGGAGUAUGUCCAACCAGCCGGAACCAAUAGUUACCUUUAUGGAGGAGAGGGGGAUCAAGGGUUAACAUAAAACCAGCAGAUCUUCUGCCCCUAGCCUUUAGUGAGGCAGAAACAGUACAUCGACAGUGUGGAGUUUCACCUAAUGGCAUGAAGAACUUUGAAAGUGCGGAUUUAAAAACGAAUGUGGGAGGGGACCAUUUUCAACAAGUCUGACUGUAUUAUCUGAACUUAACUGAAUUCAAAGAGACUCCACAGUGGAGGUGAAGACAUUAGUAAAUGUAAAAUGUGUGUUUGUGCGUGCAAUUGUGUACCUUGUGUGACAAUUUAAAUAACUUAAUUUAGGACUCUUCGCCCUCUCUGCAAUCUGUUUUGGGGGCGACUUGUGUUUUAGGCCUGCUGUGGCUUUUUUGAUGUUUAUGGACUGUAAUAAUUGUAGACGUUUCUAUAUUAUCUGACAGGAUUUCAUUUCUAUGCCUCUAACUUAUAAUUUAAUUAUUACAAAUCCUUAGGCACACAUUAGAUGCAAGCGCAGUUCUAUUGUUGGGUGAAAACCUAUUGAGUUUGAUUAAUUGGGUUUAAAAAAGUUUCAUAAAAAGUUGUUGAAUUUCCACAAGCAGAGUAUGUCCCUCCAUUGAAGUUAAAAUAGGGGAAAAACAACACUGGAGCUACAAGGUUUUCACACAAUGUUAUGAAAGCUUCUUUUUUUUUCAAAAACAAUGUUUUGUCCUUUAUGUGCACACUUUUAAGAAAACACAUGUUACUUGUGCCAAUACAACAAACUAUUUUGCUCUGUAGUAUUGGUUUACUCAUCCACUGAGAAUAUAAUUGAAUAUAAUAACACUUGCAAAUAAUACUGUACACAGCUUUCUGUGAUGUCUAAAUAGCCCAUACUGAUAUUUUUAGAUGCAGCAUUUUGAUUUCCUUGUGCAAAAAUGUUUUAUGUACUAGGCCUCGAACCUGUCUGCCUGCUGACAAACUGGGAAAUAAAAAUGCCUCGUAUAGUAUAGAGACACUUUUAUCAGGUCUCCUUGAGGCCGUUUUCUUCAAAGCCCAACAACCUUCACACAUGCCGGUCUCUCCUCUCUGUCACAGUCUCUCUCAAGGCCCAAAAAACACUGAGGCAAGGCUACGCCAGUUAUGUAACAUCGGUCAAAUUUAAAAACGGAUAUGUUAAAUUAUCAGUAAAU
Messenger RNA from Etheostoma spectabile (orangethroat darter), 3324 nucleotides. RefSeq names its product vesicular glutamate transporter 1. Gene Ontology annotation, cellular component: synaptic vesicle membrane; excitatory synapse. Bases 462 to 2207 code for a protein of 581 amino acids. Gene Ontology annotation, biological process: regulation of synapse structure or activity; transmembrane transport; synaptic transmission, glutamatergic. Lineage: Eukaryota; Metazoa; Chordata; Actinopteri; Perciformes; Percidae. The transcript has 13 exons. Gene Ontology annotation, molecular function: neurotransmitter transmembrane transporter activity; L-glutamate transmembrane transporter activity. The record is from RefSeq and is a predicted model, not a curated record.